CGCUCACCCUUCUCACCUGAUGUGCGGGGCGUCUCCAGACUGUGUACCGCUGGGGACCGCAACGAGGUCCGCCUGCGACCGGAGCAGCCCACCGAGGACGUGUAUUCCAACUCCAUGGAGCGUGUCCGCUGCCCGACUGUCUGACUGCCAUGGCAGGCUACUAUUACAAAGUCUACGAUGGUUACGGUGGUUACGAUGGUUACGAAGGCUCCUCCGUGGAUCUGGACAUAUUGGACAACCUGACGCUGUACGGAGGGAUCGAGUGGCCGAAUGUCAGCACGGACUCCUGCCAGAUCGCGGCGCCCUGUGACUUUGAGCCGUGCGGGGGCGGGGGAGGUGGCGGGACUGACCAGCGUGCCCAGCAAGUGCUGCUGCUCGUCUUGUACCUGCUCGUCUUCCUGGUGGGGUUCGUCAGCAACGUGCUGGUGCUGGCCGUCGUGUUGCUGGAACGCGGCCGCCGGCACCACCGACAGUACUCCAUGGAUGUCUUCAUGGCGCACCUAGCCUUCGCCGACCUGAUUCUGGCUACCAGCCUCCUCUUCUGGGCGGUGGAUCAGGCUCGGGGAUGGAUCUUCGGCUUGGCGGCCUGCAAGCUGGUCGGCGCGCUGUACAACCUCAGCUUCUACAGCAGUCUCUACGCGCUGGUGUGCAUCAGCUUCGAGCGGCACCUGGCCGUCGUGCGCACCACCCCGGCGCGGCCCCGGCAUCUGGGGCACUCCACUGGCGCACUGCUGGCCAGCCUCGCCGUCUGGCUGACCUGCCUCCUGCUGACCGUGCCUGAUUUCGUCUACCUGCGGCUCCUGCCGUCCAACGGGAGCUCCCCACAGUGUGUGCAUCAUUACGGGAAGCAAGGAAACCGGGCUUGGGUGGUAGGCCUCCGCUGCUUCUUCCAUGUCACCGGCUUCCUGCUGCCGCUGACGAUCAUGGCUUACUGCUACUUCAGCAUCGGGCGCACCAUCCUCCGGGCGAACGGAGCCCGGCGGCGCCGGGAAUGGCGGGCGCUGAGGGUGAUCGCAGCAGUGGUCCUGGCCUUCCUGCUCUGUUGGACUCCGUACAACGUGACGCUCUUGUUGGAGACUGUGCACCGGCUGGGCGCUCUGGGCCGGGACUGCGCCUUCGAGCGGCGGAUGGACUUGGCCGACACAUUGACCGGCUGCCUGGCCAACCUGCACUGCUGUCUGAACCCCUUCCUCUACGCCUUCGUGGGCAUCCGCUUCCGCGGGCAGCUGCGCGACAUGCUGAGCCGAUGGGGUCUGUGGAACCGGGCCGGGACCUGGCGGAGGGACUGGAAUGACCGCAGCCGUAAUUCCACUGUGUCCAGCGGCAGCGAGCUUGGCAACACUUCCAAAUCCUGGAUCUGAAAUUUGGAGGGGCCGCAACCCAAACCCAUCCUUCCACCCCACACCCACACACACUCACACACUUCCGCACCCCCCCUACACACUUACACUCCCACACAGCUUCCACACACACUCACACACUUCCGCACACCCCCUACACACUCACACACUUCUGCACACCCCCUACACACUCAGACUCCCACACAGCUUCCACACACACUCACACAAACACCUACUCUCACACAUGCAGUUUCUCUCACACUCUCUCUCUCACUCUCCCCUCUCUCACACUCUCUCUCUCCCUCUCUUUCCCCUCUCUCUCCCCUCUCUCUCUCCCUCUCUCUCCCCUCUCUCUCUCCCUCUCUC
This is a messenger RNA of Hypanus sabinus (Atlantic stingray), 1706 nucleotides long. Its product is annotated as C-X-C chemokine receptor type 3-like. NCBI's taxonomy places the organism in Eukaryota, Metazoa, Chordata, Chondrichthyes, Myliobatiformes, Dasyatidae. Gene Ontology annotation, molecular function: G protein-coupled receptor activity. Bases 150 to 1361 code for a protein of 403 amino acids. The transcript is spliced from 2 exons. Gene Ontology annotation, cellular component: membrane. Gene Ontology annotation, biological process: immune response; G protein-coupled receptor signaling pathway. The record is from RefSeq and is a predicted model, not a curated record.